Gryllus bimaculatus (two-spotted cricket) is the source of this 3210-nucleotide messenger RNA. NCBI's taxonomy places the organism in Eukaryota, Metazoa, Arthropoda, Insecta, Orthoptera, Gryllidae. The record is from the annotation of a GenBank genome assembly.
AUGCGGGAGGCGGUGCGGACGGGCGUUGCGGCGCGGGGCGGUCCGGGGUGGAGCUGCGGCGCAGGGAGAGAGAAGCCGGCUCGUGCGCUGGCGCUGCUGCUGCUUGGGGCUGGGGCUGAGGGCUGGCGGCCGGGCGCGGGCGCACCGGUGUUCGGCGUGCCGCUGGGACGCGGCGGCCGCCUGGCGCUGCCGUGGACGCAAGCCGACGAGGCGCGCCCGCGCCCGUGCGCUUCGAGGCUGCACGCCCUAGGCGCCGCCGGGGCACGCGAUACAUGGGCUAACGAAGAUGGUCUGUUAGAGGUAGAUAAAGAUCAGAACUGUCUUGAAUUCCGACAUGUGCAACGACACAAUGUCACAAAAUUCACGUUCAUGAGACAUUUUGAUACGUGCGAUGAUCACGAUUACGUCAUAGAGUACGAGGCGGUGAUCCAGCCGGGCAACGAGGCGCUGGUGCACCACAUGGAGGUGUUCCACUGCGAGGCGCCGGCGGGCGAGGCGGUGCCGGCCUACGACGGGCCGUGCUUCGCCGCCGAGCGGCCCGCGCCCACGCAGGUGUGCAAGCGCGUGCUGGCCGCCUGGGCCAUGGGCGCGCUGCCCUUCUCCUACCCGGAGGAAGCAGGCUUGCCUAUAGGAGGACCAGACUACAAUCUGUAUGUUAUGCUUGAAGUUCACUACAACAAUCCAGAACAAAGAGAUGACUGGGUGGACAGCUCCGGAGUACGCCUCUACCUGACGCCCACGCUGCGGAAGUACGACGGCGGAGUCAUUGAACUCGGGUUGGAGUACACCGACAAGAUGGCCAUCCCCCCGGGCCAGGCGGAGUUCAUGCUGAGUGGUUACUGUGUCACGGAAUGCACCGCUGUGGCGGUGCCGGCGGACGGCAUCGUGGUGUUCGGGUCGCAGCUGCACACGCACCUGACGGGCGUGCGCGUGCUGACGCGCCACUUCCGCGACGGCCGCGAGCUGCCCGAGCUCAACCGCGACAACCACUACAGCACGCACUUCCAGGAGAUUCGCCCCCUCAAGCGGCGCGUGCGCGUGCUGCCCGGCGAUGCACUGAUCACAACCUGUGGAUAUAAGACGGAUGACAGAGACAACAUAACUUUGGGCGGAUUCGCUAUCAGUGACGAAAUGUGCGUCAACUACGUGCACUAUUUUCCCAAGAUCGAUUUGGAAGUCUGCAAGAGUUCCAUAAGCAGCGAAAGUCUCAGCACCUACUUCCGGUUCAUGCAUGAGUGGGAGCGGCAGCGCACGGGCGCGUCGCUCGGCGUGUCGGACAACUACCGCGCCAUCGAGUGGACUCCGCUGCGCGCGCGCCUGCUGGCCGACCUGUACCACGAGGCGCCGCUCUCCAUGCAGUGCAACCAGUCGACCGGCGAGCGCUUCCCGGGCUAUUGGGAGAACAUCCCGGUGCCGCCCGUGCUGUUCCCGCUGCCGCCGCCGCCGCGCCUCUGCCACCUCGCCCACUGAGGCGCGCCGCUCGCCUCGCCACGCCUCCUUCCGAGCGCACGUUCAAUCAACGCCACUCCCGGUUGGAUCAUCCAGAAUUUCUUUGAUUUCUAAAGCGUUUACUGCUCAUCUCGAAGUGUUUUCUCUCUCCUCAAAUGGCAUAGACUGCUGGGUUCCAGGUGCCAAACCCAUUUCCUAAUCCGACUAUGGUUAUAAUUAUUCAACUUAGCAAUGCAUCCUUGGAAGAUCUGAUAUUGUUUGAAGUCUAUAUAUCAGAACGGACUUGGUCUAACUGGUCAGUAAUUGUAAUUAUGACUGUUAACUGCCAAUCUAUGAUUACUAUUUCUGUGCUUCAAAGAAUUUCCCGGACACCUAGUAAUUUGUGUACUGUCCUUUAGCCAUUGCCAUCAAUUGUUUUCUUGCUAAAUCCAAACAUGCUCGGAACGAUUAUGGGUACAUUCUUGGAAAACAACACACAUACGAUAAAUGUCAAAAUAAUACUGUAGAUUUGUGUAUAUAUUGUUUAGAUGUAAUUUCCUCAAUGUUAAAAAAAUCAGCACCACGCACCCUACUCGUUUGCUGCAUCGAAUCAAUUAGAAUCGCCAUGUUACAGAGUAAGAACGUGUCAGGACUGUUUCAGAACGUUACGACACGGAUUGUCCAUGAUAUCUGCAAUACAUUCUACGCCAGUUUUAAGCCAUGAUUGAGCAAAAAGCAAUGAACUGUCAGAUCUCACAGCCAGCCAUAUGUGUGAUCUGACUAUUGUAUAUAGAUAUUUAAAAAAUAUAUUAAUAUUAUAUGUUAUGGCAUUUUAAUGAAUUGGUAAUUUUCAUUCCCUGAUCCUAUUUACUCAAUCCAUCUCACCUCAAAACGUCGAAUAAUAUUAAAGCUACAGAAGUGCAAAGAAAUCUACUCAAGGAUGUAGGUGCUGAAAAAAUAUGUGAAUUCGCUCUCACAAGAAUGAUCGCACACUUCCACACAAUACAAGAGUAAAGACGUUCAAUUUUCAAAGAACUGUGAAGAGAUCGAACUUUAAAGUGAUCUCAAUGAUUUUGUGAUUUACCAUUCAUAAAUCGUAGAAAAGUCUAAUUAACAAUAACUUAGUGCAAAGCCUGUCGAAUGUAUUUGUUAAAUCAAUUGUCGACGAUAGUGGCAAGUUAAUAUAUGAGUUGUCACAAAUUAUACCUCUUAUGUGAACGCUAAAAAUGAAAUGUGUAUCAGAAUUAUGAUUUUACCCACUUUAUUUAAAGUUAAAUGUUUCGACAUUUAGGUAUUUCGUAAUGAAUUUUAUUACAUUGCAAAUAUAUUAAUUAUACCAAUCCCUCUUUGUAUUUGUAAUUUGACUAUAUCCUGAGAAAUUUUGCAUAUCUUUUUUUUAACCUGGGGAUUUCCACGUAUCGUAACGUCUUAGUAAAUUACGUAAAGCAAAUUUCGAGUAUUUUGAAUACCCCGUAUCCCUCCUGUAACGCGCACUUGAAACCCCCCCAACGUAACGUUGUUCACAUUACCCCUCUUAUAAAUUCAAGAAUAAAAAUAAAUCAUAACAUAGUAAAUACAAUUUGUAUUUAUUUUACUUGUAUUGAAAAUUUUAAAAUUAAUGAUAAUGAGUAGAAACCAGUUGGAAAUGCUGGCUGCACCUAACAAUAAAUUUUGGGCAAGUUGUGAGUGAAGGAAGAACGCAAGGGGCGAGCACAUGUUUGCUCACAAGCUGUGCUCACGCCGUUGUAGAUGUCGCAUAAGCGGGAGCCUACUGCGUCAAUU